CAUUUCACUCCACGCCGUAGGUGAUUAGAGGACGCUGAACUAUCAGGGCGACGCCGUUUUUGGACACUCCCCGCGGCCGGAGUACGCCGAGCUCUCAAGUCGGUCCCGGAGCUCCAUUCAACAGUGCCGAGAGCCACGUUCAAGCUCCAAGACUCGAGUUUCCACUUGUAGGCAGCCCCGGAACGGAGCCGCUCCGGAUUUGGACUGCAGUCAUUUCUUCGCGGUGCUAGUUUUCUACGGAAAAUUGGAUUUGGGGAGAGAGGAAGCGACUUUGGAAGAGUUAACCGGGCGAAACCAGCAGCCAAAAUGGAGGUGAAAACGUCACUUCUAGACAACAUGAUUGGGGUGGGUGACAUGGUCCUCCUGGAACCUUUGUCGGAAGACUCCUUCCUCGAGAACCUGAGAAAGCGCUUUGACCACAAUGAGAUCUACACUUACAUUGGCAGUGUGGUCAUCUCCGUGAACCCCUACAGGUCGCUGCCCAUCUACAGCCCUGAGAAAGUGGAAGAGUAUCGCAACAGAAACUUCUACGAACUUAGUCCACACAUUUACGCUUUGGCAGAUGAGGCCUACAGGUCACUCAGAGACCAGGACAAGGACCAGUGUAUACUCAUUACAGGGGAGAGCGGAGCGGGGAAGACUGAGGCCAGUAAGCUGGUGAUGUCAUACGUGGCAGCGGUGUGUGGGAAGGGCCAGGAGGUCAAUAAGGUCAAGGAACAGUUGCUACAGUCCAAUCCUGUGCUGGAAGCCUUCGGAAAUGCCAAGACGGUGCGGAAUGACAACUCGUCCAGAUUUGGAAAGUACAUGGACAUCGAGUUUGACUUCAAAGGAGAUCCUCUCGGUGGAGUCAUCAGCAACUAUCUGCUGGAGAAGUCCCGUGUGGUGAAACAGCCGCGAGGGGAGAGGAACUUCCACAUCUUUUAUCAGCUCCUGUCCGGCGCUUCUGAUGAUACGCUCAAGAAACUGAAGCUAAACCGGGACUUCAGCAAGUACAACUACUUGAGCCUCGAUUCCGCUGUGGUCACCGGCCUCGACGACGCCGCCAGCUUUAGGACGGUCAAAAACGCGAUGCAGAUUGUGGGCUUCAUGGAGGACGAGGUGCAGUCGGUGCUGGAGCUGGUGGCGGCUGUCCUGAAGCUCGGCAACAUCGAGUUCAAGCCCGAGUCGCGGUGCAACGGCGCCGACGAGAGCCGCGUGAAAGAUAAAAACGAUUUAAAAGAGAUGUGCGAGCUGCUGGGGAUCGAGCAGACGGUGCUGGAAAGGGCCUUCAGCUACCGCACGGUUGAGGCCAAAUUGGAGAAGGUGUCGACCACCUUGAAUGUGGCCCAGGCCUACUAUGCUCGAGAUGCCCUUGCCAAAAAUCUCUACAUCCGUCUGUUUAGCUGGCUCGUUACUCGGAUCAAUGAAAGCAUCAAAGCACAAACUAAAAGCCGCCACAAGGUCAUGGGCGUGCUGGACAUCUACGGCUUCGAGAUAUUCGAGGACAACAGCUUUGAGCAGUUCAUCAUCAACUAUUGCAAUGAGAAGCUGCAGCAGAUCUUCAUCGAGCUCACCCUGCGCGAGGAGCAGGAGGAGUACGUCAGAGAGGGCAUCGAGUGGACCAACAUUGAAUACUUCAACAAUGCCAUUAUCUGCGACCUCAUUGAGAAUAACCAAAAUGGCAUCAUGGCCAUGUUGGAUGAGGAGUGCCUGCGUCCCGGCACGGUGACGGACGAGACCUUCCUGGACAAGCUGAACACCGUCUGCGCCGAGCACCAGCACUUUGAGAGCCGCCUGAGCAAGAAUUCAAAGUUCCUCAACGACCACAGCUUGCCGCACAGUUGCUUCCGCAUCCAGCACUACGCCGGCAAGGUGCUGUACUGCGUCGAAGGCUUUGUGGACAAGAACAACGACCUCCUGUAUCGCGACUUGUCCCAAGCCAUGUUUAAAGCCAACCACAGUCUGAUCAAGCAGCUGUUCCCGGAGGGCAACCCGGCCAAAGUCAACCUGAAGAGACCGCCCACUGCUGGCUUCCAGUUCAAAGCAUCAGUGGGCACGCUCAUGAAGAACCUGCAGACCAAGAACCCCAACUACAUCCGGUGCAUCAAGCCCAAUGACAAGAAGGCAGCCCACAUCUUCACCGAGUCGCUCGUUUGCCAUCAAGUGCGCUACUUGGGCCUGAUGGAGAACGUCCGCGUGAGACGAGCCGGCUACGCCUUCCGACAGCUUUACGGGCCCUGCCUGGAGCGCUACAAAAUGCUCUGCAAACGGACCUGGCCGCAUUGGAGAGGGCCCGAAAGGGAGGGUGUCGAAGUCCUCAUGGCCGAUCUUCAGGUUCCCACCGAAGAAUUCUCCUACGGCCGCUCCAAAAUCUUCAUCAGAAAUCCACGAACGCUGUUUUUCUUAGAGGAAAGGCGGCGGCAGUGCCUGCAGGACCUGGCCACGCUCAUUCAGAAAAUCUACCGUGGCUGGAAGUGCCGCACUCAUUUCUUGUUGCUGAAAAAGAGUCAGAUUGUGGUCGCCGCGUGGUACCGGCGCUACGCACAACAAAAGAAAUACCAGAAGAUCAAAAGCGCCACCACCGUGGUGCAGUCGUACACGCGGGGAUGGCAGGCUCGCAAACUGCUGAGAGAACUGAAACAUCAGAAAAGGUGCGAGGAGGCGGCGAGCACCAUCGCGGCGUACUGGCACGGCGCUCAGGCUCGAAUGGAGCUGCAACGUCUAAAACGAGAAGUGCGGAAUAAACGUGCUGUGACAGUAAUUUGGGCGUACUGGCAGGGAACAAAGGCGCGGAGGGAGUUGCGUCGACUGAAGGAGGAGGCGAGGAAUAGACGCGCCGUGUCGGUCAUUUGGGCCGGCUGGCAGGGCACCAAGGCUCGCAGGGAGCUGAGAAGACUGAAAGAAGAGGCCCGACGUAAGCAUGCUGUCGCUGUGAUUUGGGCCUGCUGGCAGGGACUCAAGGUCCGCAGGGAAUACAGGAAAUUUUUCAGGGCCAACGCGGGGAAAAAGAUUUACAACUUCACCAUCCAAAGAAUCAUGCAGAAAUACUUCCUGGCUCUGAGGAGGACCUUGCCUUCCAUGUCCCCCAUUGACAAGAGCUGGCCCGCCCGGCCCUACCGCUUCCUGGAUGCGGCUCACGCGGAGCUGCGCGCCAUCUUCCACCUUUGGAGGUGCAAGAAAUACCGAAGCCAGUUCACCGAGGAGAAGAAGGCCGUCUAUGAAGAGAAGCUGGAGGCAAGCGAGCUGUUCAAGGAUAAAAAGUCCCUCUACCCGAGCAGCGUGAGCCAGCCCUUCAAAGGAGACUACCUGGAGAUCAGCAAGAACCCCAAGUAUCACAAGCUCAGCAGUUGCGUGGAGGAAAAGGUUCUGCUGGCCGACGUGGUCAACAAGAUCAACAGGGCCAACGGCAAAGGCGCCAGUCGCAUUCUGCUGCUGACCAAGAAGAACGUGCUGCUGGCCGACCAGAAGACGGGCCAAGUGAAGGCCAGCGUGGCCCUGCCCGAUCUCGCCAGCGUGUCGGUCAGCACGCAGAACGACGGCUUCUUUGCGCUCAAGCUCAGAGAGGGCUCGGCCUCGGCCGUCAAAGGAGACUUUUUACUCAGCAGUGAGCACCUGAUCGAGACCAUCACCAAACUCCACCACAUCGGCUCCACCGCCUCGGACGACGGCGUGCGGCUCAACGUCGACAUCACCGAUGAGUUUCUGGUCCAGUUCAAGCAGGACAAAGUGUGCGUUAAGUUCAUCCAAGGAGCCCCCAAGAACGGCAACGGCGCGUCCUGCAAGCGCAAAAACAACCGCUUGCUGGAGGUGUCGGUCCCCGCCACAGCAUAGCCCAAAUCGGGGGAUUGUGCUGGAUGAAGGACCGACGCCCGGCAGCGUCCACCCGCCGAGUGACACGCGGCGCUUAUUUGGCUCUUUUUCUUCCCUUUUCGUCAAACUUGCUCAGGCGCCAUCACAGCUCGAAAAACACUUUGUGCCAUUUUUGGCGGCCGAGAAAACGUGCCGCAGAAAUUUGGGUUCAUCGGCGUCGGAAGACGGGAAAAUAAUUGGUUGCGAGCGGCGGCGGCGGCGGCGAUGUGGACAGCGGUAAGAUAAGCAAGUCGGAGCCCCGACUGGCCCUCGACUGGUCCGCUUUUAAGCCGCCUCAAGCGGCUCGGCUUAAAAGGGGCCAUGACGUGUGGGAGCUGUCGGGUCGGCAACUUGAAAUACUGCACUUGCUUUUAUACUUUGAUAGAACCAAAAAGAAAAAAAAAAAAAAAAAAGAUUGUCAGCUGUGUCUUCUGGCGACUUCCUGAAAAGAAAAAAAAAACGACGUGUGGGCUGUUGAAUUGUGAGAUUGUUGUACAACUUGUUUUGAUUUUUUUUUUUAAUUCAUAAUUCCGACGUGCCAAUGACUUGUCGUGUGUUGGUGUACAUGCAGAGAAAUGUAGAGACCGGGCCCCCCCCUUGUACUUAUCAUUGCCAAAGAAAAAAUCAUCAUCAUUUGGUGAUGGGGGGGCCGUAAUCGGCAUGUGGAUGCUGCACAUGUGAUUUUUUUUUUUUUAUUAUUUCCUCUCUAGUAUAGCCAGUGUGAUCCAUGCCAAGCUUUAUUUAAUCUGCAAAAGUACAAAAGCGACGAUAAACUACCGAGAAUCAUGAGAUGGUACCUCAACGUUCCGAGCUGGCUUGAUUCCACUUCCGGGCUUUUCUGUUUCUCCUGUGCAAUAUUAUUUCGUUGUGUUUUUUUUUUUUUCCCUCUCUCUCUCAGCUAAGCAGUUAAGCUGUGUGGCCUUUGCAUGGACUUUCUUCCUCGGAUAUCCUCAUUUGUACAAAUUUGUGAAAUUGCAGCUUUUCCAGCUAGAUCUUCUUUGCAGAGAAUAACCAAACGCUGAGCACAUGUUUGAUGAUUUGCAGGCCGUUUGAUCAGGGUUUUUUUUUUUUUUUUUUGUUCCCAGCUUUUCGGGGAAUAUGAUAUUGAAACAAAAGGAGUUGUUGACGUGAUUAUUGAUAUUUAGCGGUGAGGGAAAAAAAAAAUGUGCUUCAGUGGAGUCGUGUUUCAAAGUACCUUAGCUUUUGUGGUGUGUACUUUUCAAUGUCACCUUUGACACGGAGACUACUGCUUGCGAACACUUGUUCCCUUUUUUUGGGGGACGUGCAGUUUUCAAUGCACCUUUUUUGCUUACUCACAUUUUCUUCCCUGGUGUCUUGUUGGCUUACAGCAGCUUUUGUGCCUAACAUGAAGAAAACAAAACUAUUUGUUUCCUGAGACAGAACACAGAAAUGUUCCAAUGUAACAGAUACAAUCAAUCUUUUUUUUUUUUAAUGAAAUAAAGAUCAGUCAUAAAUAAAA
Hippocampus zosterae (dwarf seahorse) is the source of this 5308-nucleotide messenger RNA. RefSeq names its product myosin IB (gene myo1b). The transcript is spliced from 32 exons. The record is from RefSeq and is a predicted model, not a curated record. Gene Ontology annotation, biological process: actin filament organization; vesicle transport along actin filament. Gene Ontology annotation, cellular component: brush border; cytoplasm; plasma membrane. Bases 307 to 3810 code for a protein of 1167 amino acids. Gene Ontology annotation, molecular function: ATP binding; actin filament binding; microfilament motor activity. Lineage: Eukaryota; Metazoa; Chordata; Actinopteri; Syngnathiformes; Syngnathidae.